CCGCCAGUCGCAUCAUGUCGAUGGUAGAUCAUUCCACGCCGUUCCUAGGAGCUUCCACAGCGCUAUCUGCACUGCAAAGCAACUGCAAAGAUGAGAACCAUACUAGUGUCAUAUGGCAAGCGGCUAUCGACAGGUACUACGCCGAGCUCCGAAGGGGAGGCGUCAGAGGCCCUGUGAUCGACCACGAUCUUUGGAGUAUCCACAGUCCUGGUGAUCUCCUGAAGCAAAUAGACAGUCUGGCUCCGCCAAACUCUCGUACGGCGGGGAGCUGGACGCGAUCGUUGCGGCGGCUAGAGGUCCUACUGAGUAUCAAUGAUUUUGUGGCCGUAUUCACGUUGUCGCUCGGUGUGAGAGGUCAGGUUGCAGCUGCUAUAUGGGGCUCAAUCAGAUUGUUCAUGAAAUUUUCCCAACCCGUCCUUCCAGAACUCGUCGACAUGUUCGAGGAAUUGGGCCGUGCUCUGCCCAGGUUCCGCCAAUACGAGCAGGGACUACCAAUGACGCGGACGCUGGAAGAUGCCCUUAUGAAAACAUAUACUGAAGUCAUAGUCUUCUGUGCGCAUUCAGUUGCCUUCUUUCGGAACAACCCCAAUAUCGCCAGAAGUCGAAAUUUGUGGUCCGAGCUUAGCAACGACUUUGCCAAAGUUAUUGCUAACAUACGGCGGUACUCCAGACAGGUCGACGAAACAGCGGAUACGAUACGCCUAGCCAGGGAAAGUCAUACGGCGGACACCAUUGAGGCCUUCAAAAGCUUGGGUCUCGCCGAGUCAAAGAAGGCAAGCAUUCCGUGCUAUAUGAUACCGUACGGCACAAAUUUGAGAAAUUUCGGGAGAUCGUCCGAAAGAGAGAAGCUCAAAAACAUCCUUAGACCCGACGAAAAGCGCGACGAGUUGAGUGUUGUCACCAUAUAUGGCAUUGGAGGUGUAGGGAAAACCCAGGUUGCAUUGGAAUACGCAAACACAUUCAAAGACCAGUACGACAUGGUGGCAUGGAUUCCAGCAGACACGCAGAUAAAAAUCGUCCAAGCUGUGACAAGAUUGGCAACGAAGCUUGGUCUCCCGAAUACCACCGAUGGCGCGGACGACGACUAUCAGUCUGUAACCAAAGUGAAAGACUGGCUCAACACAUCUGACAAGACGUUUCUUCUGGUUUUCGACAAUGUUGAGGAACAUCAACUUUUGGACCAGAUCUGGCCAUCCAGCAAAAGAGGGUCGAUUAUAAUGACAUGCCGGUCCCAGUCGCUCGCCAGCAAGCGUGCCUGGGAAAUGAUGCAUCUCCAGUGUUUUAGUAUCAGCACAGGCGUCGAGGUGCUUUGUUCACUGACGGGUAGACGUCCAUCAAACGAGUACGAUACAAAGGCGGCUAUGGAAUUGCUCGGCCUUCUCGGGGGCUUUCCUCUUGCCCUAGUCCAUGUCAGCGAAUUUAUGACUGACCGGAGCUACUCAUAUGAAGAGUUUCUACCUCUUUACAAGAAGUCAGCUUCCAAAAUCUACACCAGGGCGGGAGCACCACUGCAUUAUGAGCAUACGCUGAGCACAGUCUGGGACAAUGCUAUACGGAGUCUUUCAACCGAAUCGAAGGCUUUGCUGAAUUUGCUGGCUUUUUUCGACCCCGACCUGAUACCAGAAUUCAUUCUUUCCAACGAAAAAUCCGAGGUUACGGAUCCUAACUUACAGUUCCUUUUUGAUGAAUUUGAUUUCGGAGAGGCAGUCAUUGGCCUGACGAAGGCUUCGUUGGCUCAUCGUCUAUCCUCGCACCAAGCCUUAUCAGUCCAUCGCUUAGUGCAGUUUGCCAUCCUUUCGGGACUAACAGACGAAGAAAAGCAGAAAUACCACAAUUGCGCAGCCAACCUACUCUCCUGUAGCUUCCCGAAUGUGUGGGAUGAAAGAUCACACGAACAAGGGCAUAGUUGGGCGUCCUGGGAAUCAUGCGGUGCAAUGUUACCUCAUAUCAGCCAUCUUAUGGAGCUGACCGAGGAACACUCGCUCAAAUCAAGCAACAUGGACGACCGUUUUUCGGAAUUGGUACUCCGUGCCGGAACAUAGAUACCUUUGGGAAAGUAUGAGAUCAAUAACAAUCAUGACAACCAAGAGUGAGUUAAGAAGAUAGUAUGGAAUUGGCAAAACAGUGAUUGAAUUUUCAGAUCCUGCUUGAUAGUCAGGUGAGAAACAUUCGCCAUCCUUCCUGCUAUGGCUGUGGCAAUAAAUCACUAUAAGAUUUUUACAAUGUUGGGUAUAUCAGUAGGUUAAGC
Aspergillus candidus is the source of this 2248-nucleotide messenger RNA. Its product is annotated as P-loop containing nucleoside triphosphate hydrolase protein. NCBI's taxonomy places the organism in Eukaryota, Fungi, Ascomycota, Eurotiomycetes, Eurotiales, Aspergillaceae. The coding region runs from base 15 to 2042 and encodes 675 amino acids. The record is from RefSeq and is a predicted model, not a curated record. Gene Ontology annotation, molecular function: ADP binding. The transcript is spliced from 4 exons.